Melopsittacus undulatus (budgerigar) is the source of this 5276-nucleotide messenger RNA. RefSeq names its product cilia and flagella associated protein 43 (gene CFAP43). The transcript is spliced from 38 exons. Gene Ontology annotation, cellular component: axoneme. Gene Ontology annotation, biological process: cilium assembly; sperm axoneme assembly. Lineage: Eukaryota; Metazoa; Chordata; Aves; Psittaciformes; Psittaculidae. Gene Ontology annotation, molecular function: protein binding. The record is from RefSeq and is a predicted model, not a curated record.
AUGUUUGAACAUUCAAUUGCUCUUUUUUUAAGUUGGGUUCAGGGAUUCUCAAACAAGAACUUUGGCUUUAUCAACAAUCAAACUGUCUGCUACCCCUGUGGCAAUUACAUCCUCUUCUUGGACAUUGAAACAAAGAAGAUGACAGCGCUACAGUGUCAGGCUGGCCAGGUGGGAGCCUUCACAGCGAAUGGGAACAGUCACGUGUUGGCCUUUUCAGACCAGAGGCUGAAUCCCAUCAUAUAUAUCUACACUUUUCCAGAACUCACUAAACUGACAGAAUUAAAAGGUAACGCUCAGCUGGACUACACCUUGCUUGCAUUGAGUUUCACAGGUCCAUAUCUAGCCAGUUUCUCUUCCAUCCCAGAAUUUAUUCUUUCAAUAUGGAACUGGCAAGAAAAUACCCUCCUUUGCAGUGAAUCUCAGCCAGGGGUAACAGCGACAUCUAUGAGUUUUAACCCUAUGAAUUGGCAACAACUCUGUCUUGUUGAUGAGAGCAGUGUUACUGUCUGGCGUAUUGAAAGGAAUAAUGAUGAACAUCAUCUGAAGCAAAACCCUGUGAAACUCCCUGAUGCACAAGGGUCGAUGAGUCAUCAUAUGGAUUUGUUUUUCCCAAUUUCUUAUGACGAAGACCCGUACAAUGGCCCUCUUUUACCAGUUUCAGCCAUUGCUGGACUGGAAGGAGAUGAAGCAGAAACAUUCAUGCCUAGAAAUUCUAUUAAGCCUUUACUGCAUCCCACUGCCCACUGCUGGUCUGCAACCUCAGAAGUUUAUGUGGGCUGCAAAGAAGGAUGUGUUUUGGCAAUUGAUGCUAACACACGCAGUGUUUCUGUUCUUCAGCAAGAACCUCUGCCUGAUCACCUGCGUAAAAUAUCGGACGUGGUAUCGUAUGUUCAUAAAGAAGUACAGAGAAAGAAAGGUGGUAAACCAAUGGAUCUGCAAAAACCAGUUGUGUUUGGCAUGGCAUUUUGCAACGAGGGACUGUACACAGCUGGAAGUGAGGGCAUUUUGUUCUUCUAUCAAAUCAAAGGUCUGCAGUACGAGAUGAAAAUUUAUGCUGAUAUCUUACAACCCAUAUCCAGCCUCAUAUUCUCCCCUGAUUACACUGUACUUCUGCUUGUCACUGACCAGGGGACACUCUAUACUUACAAACCUGCACAUGGUGGAGAAGCUGUCAAAAUCCUGGACACAUGCAGAAGUUGUUUUCUGGCAGCUGAUUUUCUUCCAGGGGACAAGUACUGUGUGUCUGUCACAGUUUCAGGUGAAGUACAAGUUUGGUUGCUGAAAGAUGGAACUGGCCUCAGCAAGCUAAACCUUAAUGUUCAGGCAACUGCUAUGGCUUGCUGUCCCUCCUCCAACAGCGUUGCUGUAGGGACCAAAAGAGGUCAAAUCUACUUCCUUGAUGUUACGGAAGCUGAAGCUCCACGGGUUGUUCAUAUAAUUUUUGUUUCAGAAUUUCCAGUGCUGUCUUUGCAUUAUGAUCAGAGUGGCCAGUUCCUCAUCGCUAGAGCUACACAAGGACACAUCUUUAUUCUAGAUGCCCGGCCUUCAAAAUUAUUCGAAGUUCUUGGAUAUGUAGAGUUGGCAGGUGAAGUGCUGGAUCUUUCUGUACUUUCUGACUUCAAGAGUGACUUAGUUGAAGUAGUGGUACUUCUUAAUGUAGCAGCAGUCCAGGGGGCAAGACUGGAAACUUUUUGUCUAUCUUCAGCACUUGCAACAGAUAAUGAUAAGUAUGUUAAUGCACAUGGAAUGUUUAAUGCUAAUGCCAUUAAAAUGAAGCGAUAUGAUCUGGAUUACUCUCUGAGCUCAGCAGUCAGGUUGAAGGAUAACACUGUGUAUGGCUACUGCACCUGUGCACCUUUCAUCUGUAAAUACCGUCUCUCUGAAGAGAAUAUGUCAGAAGAUUCAUCAGUGUUUUUAUCAGAAAAGAGGACUCCUGGCAAUCAGCUGGGAUCAGGUUUCCUCUGUUUAUCACCCAACAGCCAGUGGCUGGCUUCAGCAGCAAAGGAUGGUGUUUUGCUCAUCUAUGAUACUUCUACUAUGGAUAUACUUGCUCAAAACCAUUGUCACUCACUUCAAGGAGGGGGAAUCAGAUCCGUGGUAUUUUCACUGGAUGGCAAAUUCAUCCUCGUUAAUGGCAAAAGUGAUGGCGCCCUGGUGUGUCUGAAAUGGAAGAAGUUAAAGAAAACUGAAGUUAAGGAAGCUGCUUCUUACUGGAAAUCUCUUGUGGCUAUACUGAGCCAGUCUACUUCAAAUGAAAAUGCUUUUUUAAAAUCUAUGGCAGAAUGGCAGUUUGACCCAGAAUCCAAAUUAGGAUCACUUCCAGAAGAGAAAGUUAAGGAGGCACCACUUAAAUCUUCCAAUGUAGAGGUGACAGAAGAAGAUGGAAACAUCACUUUGUAUUCAUCUGGAACCACUGACAUGACAUGGAUAGGGCAGAAAAUAAAGAAGGUUAUGAAAGAAGAGACCCAGAGGUUUGGUAACCAGAAGAAAGAGCUGGAAAUGGAAGUAGAAAAGCUGCGUGACACUAUUCAGAAAAUGAUGCUUGAAAAUGAACAGGUGCCAGACACUGAGAAACUAGAGCCACAGGAGUUCAACCUGGAUAUAGAAAAACAGGAAAAAGUUCAAGCAGAGGCUGAACAAAAAGUGAUUAUGACCAGGAAGGAGAUUGAGAUGGAGAAUUUAGCCAACCGCUAUGUGCAGGAUGUCAUCAAACGUGAGUGCUGGGAUGCUAUGCAUGUAAAAGGACGUGCAGUUAAGAGCUUCCAUACGGCCCAUGAAGUGAAGAACUAUCCAUUGAAGAAACGUAGUAAAGAAGAGCUGGAAACAUUGGAGAAAGUUCUCAGGUUAAAGAAGUUGGAAACAGCUGAUGUUAAGGUACAACCUCUUUGAAGUAUUGCACGAAGGCAUAUUCAGGAUGUUCUGAAAGGAGAGAAGGCAGAAGUAAUGGCUGAUGAUAGUGCAUCUUGCUGCCUGAUUGGAAGUCUGAGCUCUCAGUACGGUGGAGACACAUCUGUCCUAUACAGCCAAUGGGACUUGCACACCAGGGAGCAAAAAGUCAACCAGAUAGUAUUAUUGAAGGACAUCAUUUACAACUUGAAAACUGCUUUUAAUAAGGAAUUUGACGAAGUUGUACGACAAAAGGAGCAGGUCAUAGCACGAGUGAAAGAAAGAAACCUGAGGAUCCAUGAAAUCUUGGCACAGCUUGACCUCCAAGUGGAAGUGUGGGAGCCAGCUCUUACAGAUGAUGAGAUGCCAGAGCGAGCACUCACUGUUCAGGAUUCAGAGAUUAAAGCUGAAAAAUACUUGACUCAAGAAGAGAGAGAGAAAGCAGAAAUGCUGGCUAGGCUUCAAAUGGAAGGGCAACUUGCUGCUACGGACAGUGAGAGACUGCGUGCUCUUGAUGACAUGAUGGGUGGAAUGCUAGAAGUCAAAAAGGAAGACAUCUUGAAAAUGGAUAUUCCUCCACCUGCUUUUAUAUCCAAACCUGAGCAUAUUUGGACUGAUGAAGAAAAGAAAAUAUUUAGAGACUAUGAGAAAAAAGUCAAGAAGCUGAAUGAAGAAAAAGAAAAUUACAGAAUGUCACUGGAAGAUGAAUUGGAGAAGCUUGAAGCUUCUAUACAAGAAACAACACAGAAUUUUGAUGAGACUGUGCACAAACUCUCUGAAAAGAAAGUGAAAUUAGAGAUGGUCAUCUAUCAGGAAGAACUCAAAAUAGUCAAUCUUGUUUAUGCUCUAAUGUUGGAUGAAGAGUUGGGCACCAGAGAAAAUGGACUUCGUAAUUUCCUUAUGAAAAAGGAGAAAGAAAAAGUCAAGAUUGCAAGAACAAUCCAGAUGACAAAAAGUAAAAUUGAGGCUUACAUAGACAUCUAUGAAAAUGCCAUAGUUCAAGAGAAGAAUGUGGAAUCUAGUUUUGCAAGGGAGUUUGCUGACAUACCUGCCGAUCUCCUUGAGGAACUUCUCCAACUUUACAGGCAGCGACCAAAGACUCCAGUGAAAGAAACUGUCCUUGACACAGCUAAUCCCUAUGGGAAGUGUUUGGGCUCAGCUGAAGAUAACAAAGGCGCCCUUACCCUUUUAAUGAAAGCCAUGGAUGAACUGGAUAGUCCUGAGCACAUGCCUGAUGGCUUAGAUCUGUCUAUAUGGGAAAGUUUUUGUCUAGCUAGACGAGAGAAAAUGGAGAAUGAGGAGCUGGUGAAAUGGAAGUCCAAGACUCUGGCAGAGAUGCAGGACUUUCUCCAGAGAAGAGUAGAUGACAGUGACGUAAUUGAUUCAGAUAUAGAAGGCAUUUUCCAAGAACUCACUUGGCUGCGAGAGGAGAAGAAGAAACUUCAAUUGAAUUUGACUAUCCAGUUUUUGCUAAAGCAAGAACAGGUAGAACUGGAAAACACAGAGAUCCCAGAAUACAGUGAUGCCAUUCUCAUUAGUAAGAGCAUUAUUGAAGAACUGAAUCGCGAUAUCAUGGCUCAAGGAGAAGAAAAAAUUGCUAGCAUGGUGGAAUAUAAAGACUUCUCUAAAAAGAUAUUUCAGCUGGAAUGGGAACACAGGAAAAUGAGAAUGCAGAUAGAAGAUCUGCAACAGAAGGCUCGGGAUAUUGUAUCACUAAUUAUUUCCAAAGAUCGCCAGCUACUCCUAACUGUGCCGAACUACAAAAGCAACGUUGCCCACCGCAUUUCAGUGAUGGAGCAGACUCUUGGCAUGAUGGAUGAGCUGCACAAGAAGAAUGUGAAAAACCGCCAGAAAAAAGUUAAACAAUUGGAGAAGUGCAUCAGUUUAAAAGAGCAAGAAAACUAUGAGCUCAGCCUGGAGCUGAAAGAAAUGCUGGUCUCUACUUCAGAAAGGAGACAUAUCUUUGAGGCAGCUGACACACAGCAUAUUGCUGAAAAGGUUGCAAGGCAGCGCUACCAAGAGAUUCUGAAGCAGAAACACCUACGGGGGCAGAUCAAGGAAGAGAAAGAAGAGUCUGAAAUUCUUCAGGCACAGGUUGAAAGACUGCGAUCAAGACUAUUCCCUAUUUUUUAAAACUGAGAGUCCAGGUAGAUAUACAAUACCAUGGUCAUGGCUAAGAAAAGGAGCUUUAACAUCUACUUUUUCUCCCAGAACUUGCCUUUCCACAAACAUAAUUCUUCUGUAAUUUCUUUAAAAAGAACUUGUUUGAAAGAUGUAUGUUUGUCUGUUUUGUAUGUUUUAUACCUAUUUCAGUUCAUGAGAUUUAUUUCUGCUGUUUUGAUUAUAUAAACCCUAUAUCUCAUUGCAGAAAACAGGGUACAAGAUACUGU